ACAUGGAGUCUGUGGCUUGUUACCUCUGUCGGAGGAGUAGAAUCCACCCUCUGUGUGCGCGCAAGAAGUGAUGCUGCACCAGCCGAUGCCAACUUACCACUUUGGUGCAGUUCAUACGAAUAAACCAGUGGAGCUGUUAUAUUGAAUUAUUUGGAGAAAGAGGAAAGAGAGCACUUCUCUGCUUCACACUUUGUGCUAAGUGCGCGGUUGAACUUGUUUCUUGCCUCUGAGGGACGGGGUUGGAUUUGAUGGAAACAUGACGAAAGGAGCAACCGGACGGCAUGCCCUGGGCACCUUGCAGCUGCUGGUCGCAGUGGCGGUGUCACUUUCAGCGGCUCGCGGGACGCCAUCCUUGCACUAUGGACACAUUGCGGAGAACUCCCCGUCCGGGUCGCCAGUGGACGGAGUCAAGCUGCCCCUGGUUGGAGGCGACUGUCGCGCGGCGCAUCUUCUUCUGGACACGGGUUUGACUGGGAAUUAUGCAUCAGAUUUCAAGUUGUUUUUCCACCGGGGGCAACGAAAUGUUGGGUUGAAAUCAACCAAAACUUUGGACCGCGAGUUCAUCGCGAUAUACGAGUUGCGGGUGACGCUGCCGGGCUGUCUGAAGGGUCCCGCAUCGGUCCAGGUGGAGGUGGCGGAUCAGAACGACAACGCACCGGAAUUCAUAGGGGAAAAUAAAACGGUAAAAGUAAACGAGCUGACGUUGCUCGGUACUGAGGUGGCCCGUUUCAGCGCAAAGGACAGCGACGCCGAAAAUAACGGACAAGUGACUUAUUUCGCGCGGCCAAAGUCUCACUUCGUCCACGUGGUUCCGUCCAGCGGACAGGUGACACUGGUCAGGUCCCUCAUUGGGGUCACCGCCUUCACACUUCACGUGUACGCCAAAGACAACGGAGACCAAGUGCUGAUAAGCGAGCCCCUGAGGCUUCAGUUCGAGGUGGCCCGAGACGGCUUCGACAGGUUCCCUCGCCAGCCCCGGGCCGGCUCCCCCCGCCGGCCCCGGGCCGUCUCCGGGGAGGAACUCGCCCUCACCGUGACCGUCUCCGACGACGUCAAAGUCGGAGAUUUGAUUUUCACAGUCCCAGAUCAAAAGUUUGCCAAGCGCUGGUUCGAGGUGGUGUCAGAGCCGGACUCCCCGGUGCAGAUAGAGCGCGACUCGGGGCGGUUGUACCUGGCGCACGCGUUCCAGUCCCCGACGGACGUGGUGGUGAAGAUCCAGAAUGUCAGAGGAGAUGACUGGUACCUCUGUCGCCUGGCGCUCAGCAUGCCCAGUCAGGCCGACCUGCAGUGGGCCAUGUACCCCUCCUCAUACCUGGCAGCUGUGGGGCCAGACGCCACCCCGGGCCUGGUGGUCUACCGUCUCUCCGCUCGGCAACGGGACGGGACCCAGCGCAACGCCCAGUUCAUCCUGUUAGAGGGUGGGGAGGAGUGCUUCCAGGUGGACCGCAGCUCUGGAGAGGUCAGGACCACGGGCCGACCUCUGACCCCCAGUAGGGAGUACCUGCUGAGGGUCCAGGUGCUGGAUGGGCUGGGUCGGAAGGGCCCCGUUGCCUCGGUGGCCAUCCUGGCCGGGUUCCGGGCCCCGCAGUUCACCAACUUCACGUACAACCUGAAGGUGGCGGAGAACACCCCAGUGGGACAGGCGGUCGCCAUGGUUCAGGCCAUCUCCUUCCAGAGGAAGAGCCUGGCCUACAUGCUGCUGGUGAACCCGGGGAACCUGUUCAGCAUCCACCAGGAGAGCGGGGCCCUCAGCCUGACCCGGCCCGUGGACUACGAGGGCGGCCACACCCUGCACAGCCUGCAGGUCCGCGCCUCCGAGCCCGACACAGGCCUCAGCGGGGUGGCCGAGGUGGUGGUUCACAUAACGGAUGAGAACGACUGCACGCCAGAGUUCCUCUACUCCAUCUACAGCAGAGACAACAUCCCUGAGAGCACAUCUCCAGGAACCUCCUUACUGCAAGUUCUUGCCAGAGACUGUGACACAGGGCUGAACUCAGAGCUGUCGUACUUCAUCCACAGUCCUGACUUUGAGAUCACUUCCAGGGGCGUGGUCAGCCCCAGCAGGAAGCUCGACUACGAACGGCCCAAUCACAUGUAUGAGUUUGUCGUGGUCGCUGUGGACGCAGGUAGUCCCGCCCGCACAGGGACCGCCUCCAUCCGGAUCCGCAUGGCCAACAUCAAUGACGAGGCACCCGUUUUCUCACAGCAUAUCUACAAGACCUUCCUGAGUGAGGACGCGGGACCCGAGACCCUGGUGGCCAUCGUGCACGCCAAGGACCCCGAUGGAGAUGCCGUCUCCUACGCCAUCACCGGCGGCAACGAGGACAGCAACUUCCAACUGGACAAUCAGAAGGGUAUCAUCAAGCUGCGUAUGAGCCCCCCUCCCAGGCUGAGGGGCCCCCAGUACGUCCUGAACAUCACCGCCACAGACGACAACGCUUCAGGGGGUCCGUACCCCCUCAGCAGCUCCGCACAGGUGGUGGUCGGCAUCAACGACAUCAACAACAACAAGCCCCUCUUCCAGGAGUGUCAGAACUACAGCCAGCACGCUGUUGUCCUGGAGAACCAGCCCCCAGGGACCUUUGUCCUGCGGGUCCACGCGGUGGAUGCUGACAUGGGGGUGAACGGGGAAGUGAAGUACGGCCUCAUGAACCACGAGGGCGGAGCCUCCGGAUUCGACAUAGACCCCGACACAGGCGUGGUAAGCAGUACGACCAGCUUCGACCGGGAGCGCCAGCGUGAGUUCACCCUCUCUGUGACGGCCACAGACCAGGCAGACGAGCCCCUCAUCGGGAUAUGCCAGGUCACCGUGGUGAUCGCCGACCAGAACGACAAUGACCCCAAGUUCCAGAACAGCCGCUACCAGUACUUUCUUCGCGAAGACACGUCGGUUGGAACUAGUUUUCUGCGGGCGGCGGCACACGAUGCCGACCAGGGGAGUAAUGCGGCUAUUACGUACUCCUUGUCCAAUCAGAAGCCGGCUUACUUGGAGAUCAACCCCACCACGGGAUGGGUUUACGUCAACCACCCCAUUUCACAGACGUCGCGGAUCAGCCAGCAGAUCCUGGCCACGGACGGGGGCCGGCGGAGCAGCUCGGUGGAGCUCAGCGUCAUCAUCACCAACGUGCACAACCAGCCGCCGCUGUGGGAGCAGAGCGAGUACUGGGUGACCGUGCCCGAGAACACCGUGCGCGACGCCAAGAUCCUGACCAUCAAGGCGACCUCCCCCCUCGGUGACCCCCGGGUGACCUAUAACCUGGAGGAGGGUCAGGUGCCGGAGACCAACAUGCCCGUGCGCUUCUACAUCAAGCCCAACCGCGCCGACGGCUCGGCCUCCAUCCUGGUGGCGGAGAACCUGGACUACGAGAGCAACCGCUUCUUCGCCCUGAGGGUCCGCGUGCAGAACGUGGCGGCCGUGCCCCUGGCCUCCUUCACCACCGUCUACGUCAACGUGACCGACGUGAACGACAACGUCCCCUUCUUCCUGUCCUCUACGUACGAGGCCACGGUGGCCGAGGGCGCUGAGGCGGGCGCCGCCGUGGUCCAGGUGUCGGCCACCGACCUGGACUCUGGCCUGCACGGCAUGAUCAGCUACGCGAUCCUGAAGGACGAGAGCGGGGACUCCCAGUACUUCAGCAUCAACUCGUACACGGGGGUGGUCCACACGCGCGCCUCCUUCGACCGCGAGCAGAAGGGCUCGUACCUGAUCGAGGUCCAGUCCCAGGACGGCUCCGAGUCCGCCCGCUCGGGGCAGCAGGGCCAGCCCAACACUGACACGGCUUAUGUGAGGAUCUUUGUGGCUGACGUGAACGACAACGCCCCGGCCUUCGACCAAUCGGUGUACGAGGUCAGCGUGGAGGAGGACCAGGAGGUUGGCUUCGUGCUCAUCACCGUGACGGCCAACGACGAAGAUGAAGGUGCCAACGCCAAGCUCCGCUACCAGAUCACGUCGGGCAACGCGCUGGGCACCUUCGACGUGGAGCCCGAGGUGGGCACAAUCUUCGUGGCCCAGCCCCUGGACUACGAGAUGGAGCAGCGCUACGAGCUGCGCCUGGUGGCGUCGGACGGCAAGUGGGAGAACCAGACGCUGGUGGUGGUGCAGGUGGCCAACAAGAACGACGAAGCGCCCGUCUUCCAGCAGACUGAGUACCACGGCGCCGUCAGCGAGGAGAUGAGCCAGCUGCCCGUCUUCGUCCUGGAGGUGUCGGCCACCGACCCAGACCUGGACGCUGACCAGGCCGCCCUGCGCUACUCGCUCCACGGCCAAGGCGCCGGCACCGAGUUCACCAUCGACGAGCGCACCGGCCGCAUCUCAGCCCAGCGGCGGCUGGACCGAGAGGAGCGGCCCGCCUGGAGGUUCCUGGUCCUGGCCACCGACCAGCGCGGGACGGGGCUCACCGGCUUCGCCGACGUUCUCCUCGAGGUGCGCGACGUCAACGACAACGCGCCCUUCUUCCCCUGCCCGGCGCCCGCCUCGGACGGCUGCUUCGUCGGGCACGUGGCGGAGAACUCGCCCGCCGACACCUCGGUCAUGGAGAUGCGCGCCACCGACCCGGACGACCCCAAGGAGGGCCGCAACGCCGUGCUCAGCUACCGCAUCAUCCAGAACAUCCGCAACGAGAUCAACCUCAACCUGUUCUCCAUCAACCCCGCCACCGGCACCAUCUUCACCGUGCUGCGCUCGCUGGACCGCGAGGCGGACGACCGCUACCUGGUGGUGGUGGAGGCCCGGGACGGCGGGGGGCUCACGGGCACGGGGACCGCCACCAUCGUGGUCACGGACGUCAACGACCACCCGCCCGUCUUCACCCAGAGGAUCUACACGGCUCAGGUGGCUGAGGAGCUGGAGGUGAACAGCGAGGUCCUGGUGGUCUCCGCCACAGACGGAGACCAGGGGGAGAACGCCGUGGUCACCUUCAGCAUCGUCAGCGGCGACGAGGACAGGAAGUUCUUUGUGGAGACGGACAAGGUCAACCGGCGCGGCGUCAUCCGGCUCAAAAAGAAGAUCGACUUCGAGAAGCCCCUGGAGAGGACCUUCAACCUGACGCUGAAGGUGGAGGACGCCGACUUCUUCAGCCUGGCCUACUGCCUGGUGCAGGUGGAGGACUCCAACGACCACCCCCCCGUGUUCUUCCCCCAGUUCUACGAGGCGCCCCCCAUGUCCGAGGACGUCCCGGUGGGCACCAUCGUGGCCCAGGUCUCCGCCUCGGACUCGGACUCGGGACAGAACGGCCGCUUCUCCUACACCAUCGCCCAGGACUCUGACCCCUAUGGCCAGUUCAUGGUGGACCAGUCCGGCUGGGUGGUGGUGGCCGCCCCCCUGGACCGGGAGAGGGUCUCGCAGCACCGGCUGGUGGUGCUCGCCACCGACACGGGCAGCCCCCAGCUCACGGGCACCGCCAUCGUCACGGCGACGGUGCUGGACGUCAACGACAACGGGCCGGAGUUCGAGGCGGCGUACCGGCCCGUGGUGUGGGAGAACGCCGCGGCGCCGCAGACGUUGCGCAUGAACGACACGUCGCUGCUGCUCCACGCCGUGGACCGCGACGCCCCGGCCAACGGCGGGCCCUUCGCCAUCCGCCUGCUCAUGCUGACGUCGGACGCCGCCAACUUCAACCUGACGGACCUGCGCAACGGCAGCGCCGCGCUGACCGCGCUCCGCACCUUCGACCGCGAGCGCCAGAAGGAGUACCGCCUCCCCAUCCUGAUGGUCGACAGCGGCACGCCGCCCAUGAGCUCCACCAGCACGCUGACCGUCGUCAUCGGCGACCGGAACGACCACCCCCACGCGCCGGGCCACACCGACUUCAUCGUGUAUACCUAUGAGGGCAUGCUCCCCGUGACAGCGCUGGGUAAGAUCCAGUCCCCUGACCUGGACGACUGGAGCCAGAAGGAGUAUCACCUGGAAGGACAACCGUCCAGGUUGUUCAGUCUGAACCAGCACUCGGGCCAGCUUAGCAUCAAGGAUGGGGCCCCGCCCGGCUCCUACGACCUGCAGGUGCGGGUGUCGGACCAGACCUGGCCCGACGUGGUCUCCAGUGCCCGGGUCCUGGUGUCCCCGCUCCCAGAGGACGCCCUGCACAACGCCGGCUCCCUGUGUCUGUCCAACCUGACAAAGGAGGACUUUUUCAGCACCCCUGGGGGUGGAGACGGCAGGAACCAGGAGAGCGGGUUCACCAGGCUGGGUCGGGUGCUGGCUGAGCUCCUCCAGACGGACCCUGAGAAGGUGCAGGUGUUCUCGGUGAGCGACGCAGGCCGGCGAGGGGAGAAGGAGCUCAACGUGUGGUUCGCCGCCCACGGGUCGCCCUACUACAAGGCCGAGAAGCUCCACGGAUAUGUGGCCGCGGGCCGGGCCGAGCUGGAGGCUGCUCUUGGCGUGACCAUCUCCCAGGUGGGCGUGGACGACUGUCCCUACACCGACUGCAGCCAAUCGGAUGGCUGCAGCACGGUGGUGUCCUUUAGCCCCGUCGCCGUGGAGCUGAGCUCCGGCAACACCACCCUGGUGUCGGUAGCCGCCUCCACCGAGGCCAGGUGUGGGUGCGGCGGACGGGAGAGACCCCACCUGUCCUGCUCCUCCUACCCAGCCAAACCCUGCCUCAACGGGGGCACCUGCCAGGACAGUGACCUGGGCUACAGGUGUAAGUGUCCUCCUAUGUACGACGGCCCAGAGUGCCAGCAGACCAAGCACACCUUUGGGGGGCAGGGCUAUGCCUGGUUUCCUCCCAUCAGGCCUUGCUUCCAGAGCCACGUCUCCCUGGAGUUCCUGGCCCAGUCAGCCAAUGGGCUGCUCCUAUACAACGGCCCACUAGGCGCCGCCCACCCGGGGGAGCCAGAGGACUUCAUUGCUAUAGAGCUGAGGAACGGGGUCCCCACUCUCAGUAUAAACCACGGUUCAGGAACCCUGACUCUCCAGCUCCCCCUGCAGGCCAGUAUCACGGACCGCCGCUGGCAUCGCCUCGACGUCCUCAGUGACGGAAAGGUGGUCCAGCUGCUCCUGGACCAGUGCGGGGGGGCUCUUGUGAACGAGGUGGAGGGUCUGGUGGCAGAGGGGACAGAGAUGGACCAGAGUGGUUGUAGGGCCUCAGGAGAGAGCCCUGGGAACCAAAGGUACCUGAAUGUCUACCAGCCUCUUCAGCUUGGGGGCAUGAAGGAGAUCUCCCCCCACAGACGAUACAGGAGCUACGCGGGCUGCAUCCGCAACCUGCAGGUGGACAGCCAGGUGUAUGACCUGGGCGCCCCAGGGGAGAGCGUGGACUCGUCCCCGGGCUGUGGGCUGACUGACGGGGUGUGUGUGACGAGCGCAGGGCCCUCCUGCGGGGUCCACGGGCGCUGCCUGGGGGAGUGGGGCUCCUUCAGCUGUGACUGCGACCCCGGGUACACCGGACACAAGUGUGACCAGGUGGUGCCAGAGUGGUCUCUGGACCAGGACAGCGUCCUGCGCUACCAGCUGAGAGGAGGGGGCAGCCCCCGCCGCACGCAGGCCCAGCUCCUGCUGCGCACCCGCGCCUCCACGGGCACACUGCUGUCCACGACGUCCCGGGACGGCAGCGAGUACAUCAUCCUGGAGAUCACUGAGGGCCACCUCUCGGUGAGGGCCAACUUGGGAGACGGCCCCCACUCCCUGCGUCUGCCCGACCACCGCAUCGACGGGGGCCAGUGGGUACUGGUCAGCUUCUAUCGCCACGACAACGUGUUCCGGCUGAAGCUAGAGCAGGGCGGGGGCUCGCGGGAGGUGCAGGCCCAGCUGGGGGGCCGGAGGGAGAUCGUGGUCCAUCCCGCCAGCAUCCAGCUGGGGAACGGGCCCGGGGCCGAUGAGGGGGCCGACUUCCAGGGGUGUCUCCGCGACGUGCGUCUGAACGGCCACAGCCUCCCGCUGGACGGCCGCAGCUCAGAGUUCGUGGUGGUGCUGGAGCGACGCGGGGUGGGCCCCGGCUGCUCCUCAGAGGCCUGCAGCUCCAGGCCCUGCAGGGGGCCCCUCUACUGCGUCGACUUGUGGAGGAAACAUGAGUGCAGGUGUCCAGGCAGUCAGGUGGCGGUGUCGGACGCGGCCUCAGGGCAGGAGCGCUGCGUCCCGUCACCAUGUCUACCGUCGUCAUGCCGCAACGGGGGCGUGUGCACGCCCCUGUCCCCGGAGAGCUACCGCUGCCGCUGCCAGGCCGGGUUCAGAGGUCAGCGCUGUGAGGUCGGCCAGGUCAAAGGUCACCUGCUGGCCACCCUCAGCCCCAGCUCCAUCCUGGCCAUCAGCAUGUGUCUACUGGUGUUCUUUGCCGUGCUGGUGGCAGUGACGGUGUGGAACCAGAAGGGGAGCCGCAGUAAGUUCCGGAAGAGAGGAGUCUACCACAUCCCCGCCGAGCACGCCAGCUGGGAGGACAUCAGAGAGAACAUCCUCAACUACAACGAGGAGGGAGGAGGCGAGCAGGACCAGAAUGCAUACGACAUCACAGAGCUGAAGCGUCCGCUAUGUUCCAGUCUGUCGCAAUCCUCCUCAUGCACCACAGCCCCCCUCAUCAAGUCCUACCAUGGCUCCCAAGAGGAGGUGCACCCCUCUGGCUCCUCAUGCAGCUCCGGGGCCCCUUACCUUAGCAUUCCCAAUCAUCAUCACCACCACCAGCACCAUCAUCACCACCACUCUGGCAACGCUAACUAUGCCGCAGAGGCUAAUGAUGCUAGCUACGCAAACGGUCAACAAUGUGCUAACCCUGGUACUCCAAUUAAUGUGGACGGCGAGACGCGCAACGCCGUGGGAUUCACAGACGCCCUCCUGGCUAAGUCGCACUCCCAGGUGGACUUCAAGAACUACGUAGCCCGCAUCAUCUGGGAGGCAGACAAUGACGGGGAAGCUUGCCCGCUGGACGCAUACCACGUGUGGUGUGUGGAAGGCGCAGGCUCAUCGGUCGGAAGCCUGAGCUCACUGGGGUCAGCCGCCUCUGUAAAUCGCCCAGGAGACCAAGGGGACGAGGCUGGGUUCGGGCACGACAGGCUUUCUCGCUGGGGCCCCAAGUUCCAGGCUCUGAGCACCAUGUACGACCGUCCCCAGCUAGAGCUCUCGUACAGAGACGCAGUGAGCUACAUGCACCGAAGCCACAGCCAGGACCUCCUUCCUCAUCCACGUUAGGAUUGCCGGAACAUAGCGCCACACUCAAAAAAAGACCCACACAGACUCACAAAAACAUACACACACACACACACACACACACACACACACACACACACACACACACACACACACACACACACACACACACACACACACACACACACACACACACACGCGCGCACACAGCCUAUACACAACUCUGGCCCUUGACUGCCAUCACUCAUUAGCACAUCAGUGACCCUGUGGAGAUCCUAUGUAGCACAAUUACACUACUUUGCUAUGACAAGUCGUUCUGUUCUAUCUCUUUAACUGGUGCCCUCCAAGGAAGGAAUCAACCGGGUACAGGAAAAUGAUUACAGCAGGUGUGAAGGCUAGCCAACCGUUUAAAUGUAGUUUCCUGUUGAUUGGGGCACUAUAUUCCUGUCUGGACAUGCACUGGACACCUGUUUAUUUGCAUAAAGGUUUCGACUUGUUUUCUAUGACGAGGAUAACUGACAAUACAGGAAACUCUGACGUAUAGCGAGGAGAUUCAAUGCUUGGUGUUAUGAGGCCCUUUAAUUGAGAUCUGUUUGCAGGAAGCACACUGAGACUGGCUUCAAGUCUGCGUGAGAUCAUGUACCAGCUUUACAUUGUUGGAGGGGUAACCAAUAUAUGAAAAUGAAACAGUUAUUUAUUGGGGUUCAUUGUUAUCUUUAAAGAGAUGUACCAUGUACCAUAUUUAUAUUUUUGUUGUCAGGUGGUUCAAACAUGCACAUCACACACACUGCCUCUCCACAAUGACACAUCAUACAAGGUACAGAUGCUUUGUGCCGUUUUGUAUUAUGAGAUUAAGGUUAGAAGAAUUAUGUUUAUGUGUGUGUUUAUGGUAUAAUGCAGAACGAUCAUAACUUUAGAUUCUCUAUUGACAAGCUUCAAAGUCCUAUUGUUAUAUAUUUUUUGCAAAUUCACCCCUGACAAGUUCUGUGUCCUCUGCACAGCCACAAACACUCACCUGCUGUUCAUAUCCCCUCCACUGGUACUAUUCUGUAAAGGCUCUGACCGCGGUCCAUUAUGCACAUUUGAUGCAUAUUCUGUUGAUUGUCCGAUUGCAGUGGGAAGUUGCAGUUGAUGGAUCAUUUCAAGGUGUAAUUGAUAUAUUGUAUGUAUUACUAAGUCAUGCAAACAGCUAUGAUUCACAGGAUGUAGAUUGUUAGUCAAUACAUCGUGUCCUCUGUUAUCCCGAUAGCAGAUCCAAGCGAAUUGAUUGACACGACCACCACUGGUGGAACAGUGUGUGGAAUGUCAUCAUCGCCCUCUGAUUAUGAGCAGUGAUGAAUAAUAGACCAGCUGAGAUUGCAUUUAUUUUGCUGAGUGAGUUGGACCAGUCAACUGUACCCGCACUCACAAAAAAGAACCCCUCCAUCAAAAAGGUUUCAUUUUAGCAGCGGCUAAUAUAUUUCAUUUCUGACCAACCAGUUUCAACAAAAUGUACCAGCCAAACCAGAGUUUACUACCGGAUAGCACAUGCCAAAUUCAGUGCUAGAGCGCAAAGUCCAUUACCAAAACAUUAUUAACCAGCUUUUCAUCUGAUGAUGUGAUAAAAAGAAACCCAACUUAUAUAAUUGCUCUCUGUGUUCGAUGUCCCCUUUGUGUUGUCAUGACAACGUUUAAUGAAUGUAUUGUUUAUAAGUCGAUGGGGGAAAGAGUUAUUCACAAAAAGUGUUUAAAGAGUUUAAUGGCGAAAAGAACAAUGUUAAUGAAAAAAAUAAUCAUGUUCAAAUGAAGGUAAUCAUUCCAAAAUAUAGUUCAUGGAUUUAUAUCAUAACAAGCACUGGUACCCCAGAACAACUCUUUGAACCGUCAUUUAAUGGCAGUUUAUUGUUUGAAGGCUAUUUUACAAAAAUAACUUUUAAUAUUUAGACAGUAAGUGCUUCAUAGACAUCUAAAGAUCAUAUGUUUACCCCUGAACCUUAAAUCUUAGAGCGUCCCUUAAAAGGACUUGUGCAGAAAGCUAUGCAUCCAAAUUAACCUACACGGGUGUUUUAUAAACCUCUUUUCAACUUCAAGAAAUGUUUGUGUUUUAAAGCUCUGAUGGCUCUUGGUAGCUGCUGAUGUUGCUUAACGGUAAUGUCAUUGUUUUAUUAAGAUGUGAAGCUGUGUUUGUGUUGAUGUGUGUAGAAAUCUCUCACACACACAUAUACACAAUAUAAAUAAAAAAUAAAAAACUCUUUUUUGCACCCCAGCAAGCCAGUGUUAAAAUGGACUGAAUAGUCGCGAUGUGGUUAUGUAUGAUAUUAUGUAUAUAUGUACCUUUUAUAGCUACCUAACAUGGAAUAUUCCUUUUCUAUAUGAAUUUUAAUAAAAUAAUGUUCCCCAAUUUAA
Molecule: messenger RNA, 11458 nt
Organism: Gadus morhua (Atlantic cod)
Lineage: Eukaryota; Metazoa; Chordata; Actinopteri; Gadiformes; Gadidae
Product: neural-cadherin
Exons: 34
Coding region: 257-9115 (2952 amino acids)
Biological process (GO): multicellular organism development; homophilic cell-cell adhesion; cell migration
Cellular component (GO): plasma membrane; catenin complex
Molecular function (GO): calcium ion binding; beta-catenin binding; cadherin binding
Source: RefSeq, a predicted model, not a curated record